Molecule: messenger RNA, 4514 nt
Organism: Leopardus geoffroyi (Geoffroy's cat)
Lineage: Eukaryota; Metazoa; Chordata; Mammalia; Carnivora; Felidae
Gene: TRIB2
Product: tribbles pseudokinase 2
Exons: 3
Coding region: 1440-2471 (343 amino acids)
Biological process (GO): protein phosphorylation; positive regulation of proteasomal ubiquitin-dependent protein catabolic process; regulation of MAP kinase activity
Cellular component (GO): nucleus
Molecular function (GO): mitogen-activated protein kinase kinase binding; ATP binding; protein kinase activity
Source: RefSeq, a predicted model, not a curated record
AUUGAAUGGGGAGACGGAGCGCGAGCGAGGCGCGCGCGCGCACACCCGCGCACACAGGGCCCCGCUCGCUCCGAGAUCCCCGGCCACGUAAGUAACUAUUAAUACCGCCUCGCCGGGAGUUGCGGGCGUGCUGAGCUCGGGGAUUGGCCUCGGGCACGAUCGGCCAUCCCCUUCGAUUUUAAAUACACAUUCCGCUUACCUCGGGGGGAGAAAGAAAGAAAGAAAAAAUAAUAAUAAAAGACGAAGAAGAAAAGCCAUCAAUUUUCUCCAAAACAGACCCCACCGGGCAAUUUGGGCUUUUCGGGUAGGGGGAGACGGAGUUGUCGUAAAUUAUUCCAAGGCAAGAUCCAGGUAUCCAGCGGGAAAGGAACGCCGCAGGUUGGCUGGGCUGGGGGCGCAUCCCCUUCCAGCGCCCGGAGGAUCCCCCGGAAGCUCGUGCCGGGGGAAUCGGAGACCGCCGAGCCACCCUCGUCCCUGCCCGCACUUCUCCCUUUUUUUUUUUUUUUUUUUUUUUUUUUUUUCUUUUUUCGGAGGACGAUCUGGAGCACGAGCGAGCAGCGACAGCAUGAGCCUGUGCUGACCUCCGCCCGGCGGGCCAACCCGGGCUUUGUCGCGGUACCUGCGCCCGGCCCGCGCCGCAACUCCGUGCCCGGCUUUUGCAAUCUUUUGUUGGUAGCGCUGACCGCUCCAAGUUAAAUGCUCCCUCGCUAUUCUUUUUUUUUUCUGUUCUUUUUUUGUCUGUUUGUUUAAAUUUUGGAGAGCUCUUGCGAUCUUGGAAAAGCCUCAGACGCCAUCUACAGUUAAAACGUAGGUAACUACCCUCUCCGGCGCCCCCUCUUCCACGCCCCCCACCCUUUCCACCAAAAAAGGGGGUGCAGCGCGGAUUCUGUCUGCCGUGCGGCGCGAGCCGGUAGACCCGUGCUUAUUUCCUUUUUCUUUUUGUUUGGUUUUCUAACGCGUUGAGACUGAGCCGCCGCCGUGCGCCCCUGGAAGAUUGCACGAACUACGGCCGGGCUCCUCCGCCCCGUCUGCGUUUCGGAAGCCUGCGUGGGGAUCGCUUCGGGAGACCGGGCGCUGCAGCUCCCCACCUUAGCAAUCCGGUUACUCGCCUAGCUAGAUCCGCGUUGGAAAGCGAGCGGGAGAGAGAGAGAGAGAGACUAAAAGUGCGGGGAUUCUGCAGAUCGCUGGCUGCUUUGGGGUAACAAAGGGACCCGAGUUGCUGCCGACUGAGCACCCCCGGGAGCCGGGCUCGGAGCAGACAAGGUGCCCGGCGGCGCCCAUUUGGGGGCUUCUAACUCUCUCUCCACGUCGCCCCUCUCCCGUCCCCUCCCCUCUCGUUCCCUUUUAAAAUCCGUGGCACCGAGGCGCCUGCAGCCGCACUCGCCAGCGACUCAUCUCUCCAGCGGGUUUUUUGUUUGCCGAGUGCGAUCCCCACACUCAUGAACAUACACAGGUCUACCCCCAUCACAAUAGCAAGAUAUGGGAGAUCGCGGAACAAAACCCAGGAUUUCGAAGAGUUGUCGUCUAUAAGGUCCGCCGAGCCCAGCCAGAGUUUCAGCCCGAACCUCGGCUCCCCGAGCCCGCCCGAGACUCCGAACUUGUCGCAUUGCGUUUCUUGCAUCGGGAAAUACUUAUUGUUGGAACCUCUGGAGGGAGACCACGUUUUUCGUGCCGUGCAUCUGCACAGCGGGGAGGAGCUGGUGUGCAAGGUGUUUGAUAUCAGCUGCUACCAGGAAUCCCUGGCCCCGUGCUUUUGCCUGACUGCCCACAGCAACAUCAACCAAAUCACCGAAAUUCUCCUGGGGGAGACCAAAGCCUAUGUGUUCUUUGAGCGAAGCUAUGGGGACAUGCAUUCCUUUGUCCGCACCUGCAAGAAGCUGAGGGAGGAGGAGGCGGCCAGACUUUUCUACCAAAUCGCCUCGGCUGUGGCCCACUGCCACGACGGGGGGCUGGUGCUGCGGGACCUAAAGCUGCGGAAAUUCAUCUUUAAGGACGAAGAGAGGACCCGGGUCAAGCUGGAAAGCCUGGAAGAUGCCUACAUCCUGCGGGGGGACGAUGACUCCCUCUCAGACAAGCACGGCUGCCCGGCUUACGUAAGCCCAGAGAUCUUGAACACCAGCGGCAGCUACUCGGGCAAAGCGGCCGACGUGUGGAGCCUGGGAGUGAUGCUCUACACCAUGUUGGUGGGGCGGUACCCUUUCCAUGACAUUGAGCCCAGUUCCCUCUUCAGCAAGAUCCGGCGGGGCCAGUUCAACAUUCCAGAGACUCUGUCGCCCAAGGCCAAGUGCCUCAUCCGAAGCAUCCUGCGGCGGGAGCCCUCAGAGCGGCUGACCUCGCAGGAAAUUCUGGACCAUCCUUGGUUUUCUACAGAUUUUAGCGUCUCGAAUUCAGGAUAUGGUGCUAAGGAGGCGUCUGAUCAGCUGGUGCCGGAUGUCAACAUGGAAGAGAACUUGGACCCUUUCUUUAACUGAGCUCACGCCCCACAGAGACUUAAGCAGGUACCAGGAGCGAGAGAGGGCAGAGGAAAGUCCUUCCGGGGCACGCACGUCGCCUGGCUUGGUGUUAAGACAGACACUGACACUCAACGUUUUCUCGGUUCAGAGAAGGAGAACCUUCAAGGAGCUGACCGAACAUGUAGCAUGGGGGUGAGAGAUGUGGGGUGGGAGUCUGGGGUCAGGUCGGAGGGGUGGGAGCCCCUGGCGCUUCCCCCUUCCCUGACGCGGCCCCCGGAGCCCACCCCUGCCAGCGGGGCUGUUUCUGCCUACCCCACUUUUCAUUUGUUCCAAAAUAGUUGCAGAUCCUGACGGAGCCCAAACUCUCUGCCUCAACCACACAUCUUGGCAUCGCACUGUUAGCUUUUAACUUCUUGUCACGAUUCAGGGAAGGUACAAUUGGCCAAGGAUUCUUUCUUUCUUUCUUUUUCUUUUCUUUCUUUCUUUUUUCUUUUUUUCUUUUUUUGAAACAAGCCAGCCACCUACCUGAUAAUUAUUAAUGGGGUUCAUUUAAAAAACAAUUCGGUGCACACAGACUGACCUGAAACCUGGGUGCUAAAGCUAAAAGAAAAUAAAAGUCCAGUUUGUGUCUCUUAAUCGCUCUUUUCAACUCAUUUCUUCUAAAUAAACGAUUUGCCAUCCUGGUCAGGAAAUGACACGUUGAUGCUCUGCUCCCUGAAGGGGGAAGAAAAAAAAAAAAAAAGUCUGUCCUUUAACAAAGUGAUUCUGUUUUGUGUCCACGGGUUUGUGGCAGGAAGCUAUUAGAAGUCAAACUUCCAGAGGCAUUACCGCUAUUAGAGUUUAAAGAAAGGAAAGGAAGGGAAGGGAAGGAAAAAAGAGAAGUCCACUCCCGAAUUUCUUUCCUCUGAACAACGAGGGCUGCCUUAUAGAUGGUCCUCUCUGCUGGGACGAUGGCACCAGGGCCAGGUUAGCGGGAGGGGCAUAUUGAGAGUCUGAAGCUUUUCGCAACACUCUGUUCUCAACGAAACCUCUUGUCUCUGUUUUAUUGGAUAACCAGUGACGCAGAGCAGGUUGUCACACGUGAUGAAAUCCAGGGCAGCUAUUUUGUUUCCUUUAGGAAGAACAAUCCUUUUGGCUCGGAAGGCCCUCUGGUUUGGACAAAAACCCUCGGUAGAGACAAGCGGGAAGAAACAUCAGCUGAAAGCUAGGAUGUUAUAAAUACAAACAGCUCUCUGUCCCAAUACGCACCUUUGUGUUUUCAAGAACUCUUCUAUUUAUUAAGGAAAAUGUCACAUUGUGAUGUAUUAAGCGAGUACUUCAAUUACGGGUUGACUUGGGAUGACGUUACAUGCUGUAGUUAACAUUUAUAUAUAUAUAUUUUUUUUUCUCGUUUGAGUAUCUCUGUCCCUGAAAUAACCUUUUGUUUGGCUUUUCUAGAUAGCUUUGUUUGAUUUCGAGUGGCAACUGUUUUUUAUUACGGCUUUUCUAUUGCUGUAUGAUACAGAACACUUUUGGCAUAAAUAUUUGUGUUUCCAGUACCUCAGUUGUUUGGAUUUUACCACCUGUAUACGUUUUGUGAAAUGGUCAUGUUUUUGGGUAGGUAACACGUGGACUCUAGUAUGUAAAUGUUACUUGAAUCUGUGCUUCAUUAUAGUAUGUAGCAUGUAUGUGCAGACCUUGGAUGCUUUAUGCCUGUUCAGCAGGGGCUCAGCCUUCACGUUCCCAGGAGGGCGGCUUAACCGUUCAUAGUCAGGAGACAAGGCGGCCAUGAUUCUAUUUUGAUAACGGAAGAUAACAAAGGAGAGAGGUUUUUGUUUGUUUGGGUUUUUUUUUUUGUUUUGUUUUUUUGUUUUUGUUUUUGUUUUUCACAUUCUGAAGAUGGUGCUGUGUCAAGAAGGACCUGUUUUUCUCCCCCGUCCCCUAUUUUUUAAGUACCCUGUAGGAGGAAAGGUUGGUGGCAUGCAUGCUGGGAAUCUAUGGCCUCUGGUGCUUUGUCCUGUAUUUGGUUUAAUGUUUUUGUCCUAAUCUCUUCAAUCAAUAAAAUUGUGCGUAUUUAACUAA